Molecule: messenger RNA, 1508 nt
Organism: Theobroma umbraticum
Lineage: Eukaryota; Viridiplantae; Streptophyta; Magnoliopsida; Malvales; Malvaceae
Gene: DWF5
Product: Ergosterol biosynthesis ERG4/ERG24 family
Biological process (GO): sterol biosynthetic process; brassinosteroid biosynthetic process
Cellular component (GO): endoplasmic reticulum membrane
Molecular function (GO): 7-dehydrocholesterol reductase activity
Source: RefSeq, a predicted model, not a curated record
GACACUUGAGUUGGGCAGACACCAAAGAAAGGGCGAGAGUGAGGAAAAGGAAAAAAUGGCAACAGCAACAGAAUCGAAGACAGUUCAUUCAGCAAUGGUGACAUAUGCUUCAAUGUUAUUGCUUCUCUCUCUUUGCCCUCCUUUUGUCAUCUUACUAUGGUAUACAAUGGUACAUGCUGAUGGGUCUGUUGCCCAAACUUGGAAUUUUCUCAAGCAGCAUGGACUGCAGGGUUUUAUAGAAAUAUGGCCAAGACCCACAGCCACUGCUUGGAAAAUCAUUUUCGUUUAUGGAGCAUUUGAAGCAGCACUUCAACUGUUUCUUCCUGGCAAGAGGGUUGAGGGCCCAAUAUCUCCCACAGGGAACCGGCCUGUUUACAAGGCAAAUGGGGUGGCAGCAUAUUUUGUGACAUUGGUUACCUAUAUUGGUCUUUGGUGGUUUGGGAUAUUCAACCCCACGGUUGUUUAUGAUCAUUUGGGAGAAAUAUUCUCAGCACUCAUCUUUGGAAGCUUGAUUUUUUGUAUUUUCUUAUACAUUAAAGGUCAUUUGGCUCCUUCUUCUACCGAUUCUGGGUCAUCUGGGAAUAUAAUAAUUGAUUUCUAUUGGGGUAUGGAGCUCUAUCCACGAAUUGGCAAAAAUUUUGACAUCAAAGUCUUUACAAAUUGCAGAUUUGGGUUGAUGUCUUGGGCAGUUCUCGCUGUCACCUAUUGCAUAAAGCAGUAUGAACUCAAUGGAAAAGUUGCUGAUUCCAUGCUUGUGAAUACAAUAUUGAUGCUGGUGUAUGUUACAAAGUUCUUUUGGUGGGAAGAUGGUUAUUGGAAUACAAUGGACAUUGCACAUGAUCGAGCUGGGUUUUAUAUUUGUUGGGGAUGCUUGGUUUGGGUUCCAUCUGUGUACACAUCACCAGGGAUGUACCUUGUCAACCAUCCUGUGAACCUUGGAACACAGCUUGCACUUUAUAUCUUACUUGCCGGCAUUCUUUGCAUAUAUAUCAACUACGAUUGUGAUAGGCAAAGACAAGAAUUUCGCAGAACAAAUGGCAAAUGCAGGGUCUGGGGGAAAGCUCCAUCAAAGAUUGAGGCCACCUACACAACAUCUGGGGAAACCAAAACCAGCCUUCUUUUAACCUCAGGGUGGUGGGGUUUGUCUCGUCAUUUCCAUUAUGUGCCAGAAAUAUUAGCUGCAUUUUUCUGGACUGUUCCUGCUUUGUUCAACCAUUUUCUGCCAUACUUCUAUGUGGUGUUUCUUACCAUCCUCUUAUUUGACCGAGCCGAAAGGGAUGAUGACAGGUGUCGAUCCAAAUAUGGCAAGUACUGGAAACUCUACUGCAAUAAGGUUCCCUACAAGAUCUUACCUGGAAUUUAUUGAGAGAUGCUUCGCGAACAACUCAGCUGCUCAUAUUGAAUUUACAUGAGCAUUUGUGUACCAUGUUGUUGAACUUGAAAAUGCUAUGUAACAUUAUCUCCCUUUGAAAUGCAAACUCCUUCUAGACACCUUUGGGUGCUUGUAA